AUGUCGAGGAACGCAACAACCGUACCGGGGUUCUUCCCGUACUUUGGCUACAUGCUAAAGGAUGUCGGCAGUCGCCUCUCCAUGAUCUCACACUACAUGCAGACGAAGCGCCACCCCUACCCGAUGAUGCGACACCAGAACGUCCGCGCCUACCGCGGCAUGCUGCCCUGGACGCAGGACGCCACCUUCAUUGCGCCGAGCGCUUAUGUCGUCGGCAACGUGGUGCUUGGCCACCACACAGUGAUCUUCUACCACUCGGUGCUGCGCAACUACCACACCAAAACCCCCACUAUCCUUGGCGAUCACACGGUCGUGAUGGACCGUGUGACGCUGAUGGGCCAGAUCAUGGUGGGGCACAGCACGUACAUCGGUGCCGGCGCCACGCUAGACUGCUGUGAAGUGCACGACAACGUGUACAUCGGGCCUGGCGCCUCCAUCGCGCUCGGCGCCGUCAUCGAGAACAACGCCAUUGUUGCUGCGGGCUCGGCGGUGCCGAAAGAUGCACGGGUGUAUGCGGGGGAGCUGUGGGCAGGCAAUCCUGCGCAGAAGAUCGCGGAUGUCAGCCCGGCACAGUCAAGCGAGGUACAGCACAUGGUACAUGACCAAAUCCAGGUGGGCAAGGCGCACAACAAGGCCAUCUGUGACCACGUCGAGCACACGAAGGAACUCGACGUGAAAUGGCUGAACGAGGCCGUUUCGAUGAUGGAGGCGCAGCAGCAGCAGAUGUCCAUCAAGCUACCGAUGGAGAUCCCACUAGAGGCGCGGCGGUUUCUGCAGCCGCGAGUGCACAUGCGCCGCCCUGAGAUGCACAUGCGGAUGUCCUACCCGGUCAACCGCACCGCGCCGUGGAUGCCAAAGUCUGGCGACCAGACCGCGAACGUGUAA
Molecule: messenger RNA, 885 nt
Organism: Leishmania braziliensis MHOM/BR/75/M2904
Lineage: Eukaryota; Euglenozoa; Kinetoplastea; Trypanosomatida; Trypanosomatidae
Exons: 1
Coding region: 1-885 (294 amino acids)
Source: RefSeq, a predicted model, not a curated record